CAGAGGUCACAAUAGCGCGGGUAACCAAGAAAAGUAUUUGCCCGCUGCGCGCUGUCUCCAUCCGUCACGGAAGUUGUACCGCCACAGAUCACAGGCCACGGGAAUAAUGAGGUUUCUAUGGACAUUCUUGAGGAUCCGAACAACUGUCAAUCCAGGUCAGUAUCGCCGUGCCCUGCAUCAGAAGUCCGGUGAGACAGAACUGCUGAAGCACCUGAGGUCCCAGCUGAAGGCCGCAGGACCGAUCACUGUAGCUGACUACAUGAGGGAGGUGCUCACCAACCCCACCGCGGGCUAUUACAUGCACAAGGAUGUGUUUGGAACACAGGGAGAUUUCAUCACUUCACCAGAGAUCAGCCAGAUGUUUGGGGAGCUGCUAGGUGUCUGUUGUGUGAACGAGUGGAUUUUGGGCGGAUCACCCCGGUCCAUGCAGUUGUUGGAACUAGGACCAGGCAGGGGCACAUUGGCACAGGACAUGCUCAGGGUCUUCCAGCAGUUUCCUAUGAUGCAAGACAUGGUGUCCUUGCACUUGGUGGAGGUCAGCCCCAAGAUGGCUGCCAUGCAGGAGGAAAGAUUGACAGGUGUCAUCGAGGAUGACAAGAGGAAAAAUGCUGCUAGUGGAGGAGACAUUGUGUACAAGAAGAGGAAGACAAAGGCAGGAGUGCCAAUCUCGUGGUACAGUGACAUACAUGAUGUGCCACGGGGAUUUUCCUGUUACAUUGCUCAUGAAUUCUUAGAUGCACUACCAGUCCACAAAUUUCAAAGAACCCCUCAGGGAUGGAGGGAGGUCCUAGUGGAUGUGGAUGAUGGAGAGGGCCCUCAUCACCUGAGGUUUGUCUUGUCUCCAACUCCAACAGCUGCCUGUAAAGGAUUCAUUCAGGCAGGUGAGAAGAGGGACCACCUGGAGGUGUGUCCUCAGGCAGGUGUGCUGGUGCAACACCUGGCAAACAGGAUAGUGGAGCAUGGAGGGGCAGCACUGCUGGCAGACUACGGACAUGAUGGAACAAAGACAGACACACUCAGGGGUUUCAGGAACCAUCAGUUACAUGAGGUACUUCAGGAGCCGGGCAGUGCGGACCUGACAGCUGAUGUGGACUUCUCCUACCUCAGACACAUGUGUGCAGGCAAGGACAAAGCUCUAACACAUGGCCCUAUAACACAGAGAGAGUUUCUAGAAAAUAUGGCAAUCGAGCUGAGACUACAGGUUCUACAAAGAAAUGCUGAUGAGUCCCAGAGGAAAGACCUGCUGUCAGGCUACGACAUGCUGACCAACCCAGACAAGAUGGGCGACAGGUUCAAGUUCUUCUCCAUCACCAGGCAACGGACCCCGCCCAAAGGCUCCAGAACACCCUCAGAACCUGCAGGGUUCUACAGACUGGAGUUCCAGUGAAGACUGCUCACAUUAUGGGGCAUAGCUUGCUGCUCUUAACCACCUUUAGCAUCCACUGCUUGAUUUGUUUCAGAGUCAGAAUUCAGAGUCAGAAGAAUUUCAAACCAGGAGUACCUAUUUUGUAUCAUUCAGAAGUACUAUGUCUUUGUUGCAGUUAGUUGA
This is a messenger RNA of Branchiostoma floridae (Florida lancelet), 1549 nucleotides long. RefSeq names its product protein arginine methyltransferase NDUFAF7, mitochondrial-like. NCBI's taxonomy places the organism in Eukaryota, Metazoa, Chordata, Leptocardii, Amphioxiformes, Branchiostomatidae. Gene Ontology annotation, cellular component: mitochondrion. Gene Ontology annotation, molecular function: protein-arginine omega-N symmetric methyltransferase activity. The coding region runs from base 107 to 1387 and encodes 426 amino acids. Gene Ontology annotation, biological process: mitochondrial respiratory chain complex I assembly. The transcript is spliced from 12 exons. The record is from RefSeq and is a predicted model, not a curated record.